This is a messenger RNA of Monomorium pharaonis (pharaoh ant), 6718 nucleotides long. RefSeq names its product collagen alpha-1(IV) chain. Gene Ontology annotation, molecular function: extracellular matrix structural constituent. NCBI's taxonomy places the organism in Eukaryota, Metazoa, Arthropoda, Insecta, Hymenoptera, Formicidae. The transcript has 27 exons. The record is from RefSeq and is a predicted model, not a curated record. Gene Ontology annotation, cellular component: collagen trimer. Bases 348 to 5882 code for a protein of 1844 amino acids.
UGCCUUCGGAUCUGCCUCGUGUGUCCGCCCGUCUGUGUGCAGCGAUCAGGAGGACGGGCUAACCGGGCCGUCUGUCUGGCCCUUCGACACGCGGUGCGUCGACAGGCUGGCCGACGACGAGCUCAUCGGCGCGAUUCCAGCGCGAUACUGGCGAGCCGCACGUCGUCGCCGCUCAGGCAAACGAGAGAACAACUCCGGGGAACGGCGAGAGGUGAACGCAGGUGGCACCGGAGGUGAAGGCACCCCUGGGACCGUCUGCAGGACCGCAGGUUUGAUCCAAAAGGUAGAGGACAAGGGGAGGAAGAGAAGGAGGCGGUGGUGGUGGAGGUGGAGAACCCCAGGCCGGCAUGAUGCGGCCUAGGGCCGCGGCGACGUCGGGGAUCAUCGGCGACGCGGGCCGCGGCAUCUCGCGGCCGGUCCCGCUCGUCCUACGAAUCACCUGCGUCCUUGCCCUACUGGUGCACGCCGCCACGUGGAUCCCGAUCGCCGAGGCUGUGAUCUGUAAGGACUCGUACAAAUGCGAUUGUAAGGGAAUAAAGGGCCAUCAGGGAUUUUCUGGGAUACCCGGGCCCCAAGGAACGGAAGGACUUCCAGGUGAGAUUGGACCCGAUGGACCCCCCGGACCUAAAGGCGAGAAAGGGGCGGCAGGAGAAUAUGGAGCCACCGGAGAAAAGGGCUACCGGGGCGAUGACGGUAUACGAGGGUUUGUGGGAGCCCCAGGACUUUCAGGUAAUCCUGGCCUGCCUGGUGUGGUGGGUCCAGAUGGAUUGGACGGAUGCAACGGAACUGACGGUCGCGCUGGUGCACCGGGUAUACCCGGAGUUUUCGGGCCUCGUGGUUUACCAGGACCUACGGGCGAUUAUGGCUUUUCGGGAGAGCCUGGCGAUGGAGGUAUAAAUUCGGUCGGCUCCAAAGGAAUUCGCGGGAAUCCCGGAAUCGAUGGACUAGAGGGUUAUCAAGGACCUCGCGGGUUCCCCGGCGACAUGGGUUAUCCAGGAGACACGGGCGACUUUGGUGCGCCGGGUCCUCCUGGCUUGCCAGGUUUGCAAGGUGAUCGUGGUGACACCGUGUACGGUGUGAAAGGUCAGCUUGGUGAACAGGGAGAUAGGGGAGAGCCUGGACCACCGGGCAAGGUGGUCGAAUAUAAGAAGCCAGAAAAUUCGACGGCCGUAAAGGGACCACAGGGGCCAAAGGGUAUGAAAGGCUUUUAUGGCGAUCGAGGUCGCAAGGGAGAGAUGGGCGCCAAGGGUCCGCUGGGUCGACCAGGUUUCUUAGGUAUUAAAGGUGUAAAAGGUGAGCAAGGUGAUGAUGGACCAAGAGGUAAGCAAGGUGUCACGGGCCCGCCAGGCCCUGCUGGUGAGAAAGGAGAGAAAGGAGCUCCAGGAUUUGCUGGACUGCCUGGUUCGGAUGGAAACGAUGGAGAGUCAGGAGAAGAAGGAAAUCGUGGUCCACCUGGUAAACAAGGAGCUGAGGGUGAACCUGGACAAUACAUUCCAGAACUUGAUGAGAUUAUUGCCGGAAAUAUUGGAAUUCAAGGAGAUCUUGGCCCUCCUGGUGAACCUGGUGAAUCAGGAACACCGGGUCUGCCCGGAAAGGUCGGCUUCAUAGGACCACCAGGACCACCAGGACCACCGGGUAUCCCUGGUCUAUCGGGAGCAAAAGGCUCGUCCAUAAAAGGAGAACAAGGAGAUGAUGGCUUACCAGGGCCUAUGGGGCCGCAAGGACAUUCCGGAUUGCCCGGUUUACCUGGAACUAUGGGAGCCAAAGGAUUCCCGGGAGUAACGAUAACUGGACCACCAGGACCAGACGGGAAUCUAGGUCUUCCAGGAUUAUCAGGCCCACCCGGUGAACGCGGUGAUCCUGGUCCUCCAGGAGAGAAAGGUUUUCCUGGAAAAGGAAUAAGAAUUCGUGGACCAACCGGAGAACGAGGUCUCCCUGGAAAACCUGGCAUCUCUGGACCUGAUGGUUGGCCUGGGUUUCCUGGUCCCAAAGGUACCAAAGGUUUUCGAGGAGAUGAUUGUGGCGUAUGUGCUCCAGGAUUACCCGGUGAAAAAGGAGAACGUGGUGAAUCUGGUUUGGACGGAUAUCCUGGAGCUUCAGGAUUUCCUGGUCUACCCGGACCACGCGGAUUCAAAGGAAUACAAGGAAAGCGAGGUUUGCAAGGCCCGGCGGGACUUCAAGGCGAUAGCGGAAGAUCCGGUAUUGCGGGAGUUCAAGGACCUAAAGGAGAAUCGGGAAGAAUAUUCCUUCCACCAGGUGAAAAGUUUGUGGGUCCACCUGGUGAUUUAGGCGAGAAAGGCUUACCUGGCCCCGAAGGAAUCAGAGGUCCGCGUGGACAACCGGGACCCAUCGGUGAUACAGGUGUACCAGGACCAAAAGGAGAAAAAGGUGAACAUGGUUCCCCUGGAUUGCCGGGAAGAGAUGGUUUGCCAGGAUGGGAUGGCAUUCCUGGCGAAAAAGGUGAAGAUGCCACAAUACCAAUCGAGUUCUUACGCGGAGAUCCAGGAUAUCCGGGAGAAUCGGGAAUCAAGGGAAUUCAAGGAGAUAAGGGUAACAAAGGAGAACCUGGUGACUCCGCAGAAUACACUGCAGAGAGCAGGGGCAACAAAGGCUAUAAAGGUGCCAGAGGAGCUCCCGGUGAAUCUGGUUUCAAAGGUCUCCAAGGACAUCCUGGUGAUGAAGGUUUAUCAGGUUUACCUGGUGAGCCCGGUUCUCCAGGAAUUUCGCUUCAAGGUUCUAUCGGUUUGAAAGGAUAUCCCGGAAUGCCAGGAGACCAGGGUCCUCGAGGCACAUCAGGCUCACCUGGGCCACAGGGACCAGUAGGGUUUCCGGGUCGCAUUGGUAACAAAGGCGAACGAGGAGAUCCGGGAACGAAUUUAACAUAUGGUGAGAUUGGAGAACGAGGAUGGUAUGGUCCGAAGGGUGACAUCGGUGAUCAUGGUCCACAAGGAUUGCCUGGCCGAACAGGAGGGGAUGGUUCAAAGGGUGCCAAGGGUGCUAAGGGAGCGCCUGGUUACGAGGGAUUGUCUGGACUUCAAGGAGCCAAAGGUCAACAUGGAGACAGUAUACAAGGAGAUCGUGGAUUCCCGGGAAUACCUGGCCAGCCUGGAAUGUCUGGAAGAAUCGGAGACGUCGGUUCCCCUGGUCCUGAUGGUCCUUCCGGUUUUGAUGGAAUGAAGGGCUUGAAAGGAGAAAUCGGCUUUAUCGGACGACGUGGUGAUGACGGUGACGUGGGACCUCAAGGAUAUCAAGGGAUGCACGGUAUACAAGGUCAACCGGGUACUCCAGGAGAAAAGGGAGAUGUCGGCGAAACCGGUGAUCCGGGACCACGCGGUUGGCCCGGUUUCGACGGUAUAGAAGGAGCAGUCGGUCCUAAAGGAGAGGUGGGAGACGCUGGAAUUCCCGGUUUACCAGGAGUGACAGGACCGCUUGGAUUAAAAGGCAUCAGGGGUAACACUGGUCUUGAAGGAUUAGCGGGAAUCCCUGGCGAAAACUCCUUCAGCGGUCCCCAAGGUGACGUGGGUGAACCUGGUUUUAUGGGAGAAGUUGGGCCACCUGGUUUAACUGGAUUCGAUGGACGACCAGGUUUACCGGGAGAACCAGGAUUAGCCACUGAUGGUUUCAAUGGCUUGCAAGGACAGAAAGGUGAACCUGGUUUCGACGGAUAUAAUGGUAUCCCAGGGCCAAAAGGAGAAAUUGGUGAUAUGGGUCCUGAUGGAUUAAAAGGUGAACGAGGCGAGCAAGGCUUUCCAGGAAGACCAGGGUCACCUGGAAUAUCCGGUAGACAUGGUGCGAAAGGUGAAAGGGGCCCAUUUGGACCACCUGGCUUUGACGGUGUGAAAGGAAAACCCGGUCUCAGCGGUGAUCCGGGUAUAAUAGGCAGACCAGGAAUGCCGGGUGAGCCGGGUGUGAGAGGAGUCCCAGGUAUUAUGGGUGCUCCCGGAUCGAAAGGUCAUGUAGGUGAACCUGGUUUACCAUCUUAUGCAUUCGCGCAGAAGGGUGAUAUUGGUAAUCGCGGCCACGAUGGUUUCCCUGGUGUGAAAGGACAAUCAGGUGAACCAGGAUAUAGUGGUAUGCCUGGUCUUAAGGGUCAAAUUGGAGACAGAGGAUAUCCGGGUUCUGUUGGUUUUCCUGGUUUACCUGGUUUCCCUGGCGUGCCAGGUGAUCAAGGACCUCGCGGAGCUCCAGGAUUGUCUGGUGAAUUUGCUGAACCCGGUGAACCUGGACGUCCUGGUCUCGAUGGUAUGCCUGGUAUCCCAGGACGCCCAGGACAAAAAGGAGCUCCUGGUGAAUAUGGGCCGAACGGACCUAAAGGAAUUUCUGGCGAUAUAGGUCAUAGCCUUCGCGGUCCUAAAGGAAUGGUUGGAGAACCAGGUCCGCGAGGAUUUGUCGGCUUACCAGGUAUACCAGGUUUAGAAGGAUUGCAAGGCUUCCCCGGAGCACCAGGACCAAAAGGUUUCCAUGGAGAACCGGGAUGGCCUGCAGGCGCUGCCAAAGGACAACCCGGCGAACCCGGAUGGCCUGGAUUAGAUGGUCGAUCUGGUCCGAAAGGAAUGAAAGGUGACUCUGGUCUUGCCGGUUUCGACGGAUUGCCAGGACCGAAAGGAGAAAGAGGAGAAACCGGUGAACCGGGCCUACGUGGGCUGCCUGGUCCUUCAGGACCACAGGGACCGAAAGGAGAACGUGGUAUAAAUCCUUUCCCGCCAUUCCCGAGACGAGGACUUCCCGGUGAUAUAGGAGAACCAGGAUUACCUGGUUUCCCUGGACUACAGGGAAUGAUGGGUGAACCUGGCAAAGACGGCUUGCCGGGACGACAGGGUGAAACAGGAAUGAUUGGAAUUCCUGGACCGCAAGGACCAGAUGGUAAAGAUGGACCUCCCGGUUAUCAAGGACCUCCAGGAACAACUGGACGACAAGGACAGCCAGGUUUUCGUGGCACACCAGGAAUACCUGCGCCGAAUGGAAUUGGCCCGAGGGACAGAGGAUUCUACUUUGCUCGUCAUUCGCAAUCCGAAAUGAUACCGAUCUGUCCAAAGAACACCGUGAAGAUAUGGGAAGGAUUUUCGCUGUUGCACACUAUGGGCAAUGGACGACCUUACGCGCAGGACCUUGGCGCUGCUGGCAGCUGCGUCAAGAAGUUUGCCACUAUGCCUUUCUUAUUCUGUAAUCUGAAUAAUGUAUGUGAUUACGCUAAUCGUAACGACUAUAGUUAUUGGCUCAGCACAACCGAGCCUAUGCCAAUGAUGAUGACACCAAUACCAGCACCGGAAGUUGGUAGAUACAUAUCAAGAUGUUCUGUGUGCGAAGCACCAACUAGGGUAAUAGCUAUUCAUAGUCAAUCCAUGGCAAUACCCGAGUGUCCGGGUGGCUGGGAGGAAAUCUGGGUUGGAUACAGUUUCCUCAUGCAUAGAGAUGCUGGUGCGGACGGUGGUGGCCAGUCUCUGGUCUCGCCCGGAUCUUGCUUGGAGGAGUUCCGCGUUAGACCGUUCAUCGAAUGCCGCGGUCUUGGCACUUGCAACUACUUCGCCACAGCGACGUCAUAUUGGCUAGCAACCAUCCGCAACGAGGAGAUGUUCCGUAAACCACUACAGCAGACGCUCAAAGCUGACCACACGUCCCGAGUGAGCCGCUGCACUGUAUGUCUCCGUCGACGAGUCACCGAGGUUCUGAAACCCUUCACGUCCAAUAGCCAACGGGCUCCCAAUAAUUGGGGCACCGCUCCGGUAGCACCAAAUCGCAAUGUGCCUGAUUAUGAAUCUAGGACACCACCUAGCCGGGGAAGAUAUCCCAAUCACAGACGCGUACCCUAUCACUACCGUAGAAGAGGUCGCGUGCGCGGCAAUCCUUGGGAACGAUCGACAGAAUCUCCUAACAAUUUGUAGACAGAACAUCAAAAUUGCGCGUACAUCCGAAACAAUCGGAAUCAGUGACGUGCAAGGGCGUAGCAGCCUAUGUAUAUAAAGAAGCACGAAAAACUUUUUUUCUAUUAGUUAAGUUAUAUAUCUGGCCGGGUGCCAUAAGUUCGUAGACCUUAUAUUAAAUAGAAACACAAAUAGAACGCUCAGGAAGCACACGGUAAGAGGCUUGAGAUAACGUGGACAACAUACGGAUCUGGAAAACAUUGUAAAGGGACGUUCUUCAAAUAUCUUCUAGUCUGUUAUACUAUUUGAAAAAGAAAUUAUAUGGAUAAACAUCUCCGUUUUAAGUUGGCCGUUGAAGUUGAUAUAUCGGAUAUGAAAGGCAAUUGAGUACUUUGUUAAACAUUUCAAUUUAUCGGUAUAUUCCUCUCCGGAAAUGGCGACGAAAUGAAAGAAGAGUACUUGUCAAAGUGGCUGCUGUUGAAUCGAGACCUGUAUAGUUGCUUAUCUGAAAAUCCUUAUCGCCAACUCCUUCUCGCUUUCGGGAAUUUGUCGUUGUUAUUCUUUCCCACUCUAUGCAGGAGGUCUACAACUCACACUCCCGGUCAUCUCAUCUCUUCCUGCGCGCCUGAUAAAAAGCGCCGCCGGCUGCCGUGAAAGCAAGUAACUGCCUUAUGCCAAAUAGAAAAAAAACCCGUCGCGUUCGGCUAUCGCAAAACUGCCAAUAACGUCGCGUUUGCCGAUGCGAUUUACGAGAGAUUACACUACGAUAAUUAAAUUAACGUUAUAUGUAUAUUAUCGCUGUCGUAACUAUUAUCUAUGUAUCUCGCAUUGAAUAAAGAUCCUUUUGUAUAAGCUAA